CCCACGACCCAUCCUGGCCCUGUCCCUGUGGCAUGCACAGGCAUACCGCCAGUCUUUUUUACGGCGUUUCCAGCCGAGCCGCAAAGCAUCGCAGCGGCCAGAAAUUUCAGCCUAGCCGACCCCGCGGACAGUGCAAGAGAACAGACCGAUCGGGUUUUUUCGGACGCGGCCCGCAUGGAAGGAAAUGAUUUAACUGAAGGAAUUAGUAGCUACUUAUGAAGGAUGGGAUAGAGGAUGAUGGGAUAUGCUCAUCGUUGGGUGCCCAGUGACCGAUCGGACGGGGACAAACGCAGUUGUGUCGACUCGCUUUUUCCAGUGCGCCAGCUCCCCCGACCCUUCCACUUUUAAUUAGCCCCCGAAUUUGUGCCCUUUCCAAUAAGUGUCCCGCCUUUCACGGCUCAAGUGCGGAUUAAUGUGCUGUCCUUGUGUUGCUGUGUUCAAAACGUGCUCCUCGAUUUUCAGUGAUGAACAUAGAUAGUUUCCAUCUUAAUUUGAAUGUAUGGAUUGGUUAAUCGUUUUUGAAAAUGGAUAGUUUCUCCUUUUUUCCAAAGCCACCAGAUGGAACACAUAAUUGUACGCCGCCGGCGAUAGACGAUUUCCCGCGGGAUUUCUUCACAAAACGACAAAGACAGGAGGGUGCUGUGCUUUUUCACGCAGGCGCUUCCAUCUACCUCUUUAUAGCUUUAGCCAUAGUUUGCGAUAAGUACUUCGUGCCAGCCGUAGAAAAAAUAUGCAAAGCCCUAAAUAUGUCAAACGACGUGGCGGGGGCGACAUUUAUGGCAGCCGCUACGUCGGCGCCAGAACUUUACGUCAACGUGAUAGGCACCUUCAUCACAGAAGGAGACAUAGGCGUUGGCACUAUUGUAGGAAGUGCCGUUUUCAAUAUCCUAGCCGUGGCUGCUUGCUGCGGCAUCGGGGCCAGCAUGGUGGUGCCUCUGCACUGGUGGCCUCUGACGAGAGACUGCAUAGCAUACGGCAUCACGGUUACCAUUCUCAUCUGCAUCAUCCAUGAUGAGCGCAUAGAGUGGUACGAGGCUCUCAUACUUGUUAUCUUAUACGGUGUUUACAUCCUAGUCAUGUACUUUGAUAAAAAUAUUCAAUCUUGGGUGCGAAAGCAGCUGAAGAAGCGAAAGGGGGUGAAUGAUCAAAACAAUGAUCAAAAUAACGACCAGAAGCAACCAACAGAAGUAAUAACUAUUGAAUCAAACGACAAACUUGACUCAAUUCAAAUGGCUCAGUCUCCUCAACAAAACGGAACAAUUGUUAAGCCCAACGCCGAUGAAAUCACACCAGAGAAUGAUAAUGAAUCAUCUGGAGUUCUUGGACUUUUCAGCUAUCCAGAGAAAGGAGGAUGGUUCCGCAAGGCGCUAUGGAUGCUCGUGUUGCCUAUCCACGCGGCGUUUUAUAUCACAAUUCCUGACUGCGAAAACCCGCGCUUCAAGAGAUUUUAUCCUCUCACAUUCACCAUGUGCAUUGUCUGGAUAGGCAGCCUUUCCUAUUUCGUUGCCUGGAUGAUUACAGUAGUCGGCGAUACUCUGAAUAUUCCGGAUUCUGUUAUGGGAAUUACGUUUCUCGCUGCGGGAACCAGUGUGCCGGAAGCAGUUUCUAGUGUCAUCGUCGCAAAACAAGGUCACGGCUCAAUGGGAAUCAGCAACUCUCUGGGUUCAAACACGUUCGACAUCCUGUUGUGUCUGGGCCUGCCGUGGUUCAUAAAGGCCUCGUUCCUGCCCACCGACGCCGGCCGCCAUUUCGUGAGCAUCAACUCCCGCGGACUCGAGUACUCGGCCAUCUCCCUCCUCUCCACCCUCCUCCUCCUCUACUGCACUUUCGCUCUCAACAAAUUCUAUCUCGACAGAAAGGUGGGGCAAGCUUGUUUGGCAAUGUACAUCUUGUUCCUCAUAUUGGCGACUCUGAUAGAGCUCAACGUGUUUUUCCCAGUCAACCUUCCAGCGUGCAUCAGGCCACAACAGUGAAACCACCCAACAGACCCCCGACGGAGGCCAACGAUCUCUUGAUUUAGAUUUUUUGUCUUUUCUCUCCUCGAAACGCAAAAAACAAACAAAUAAGUUAUUUUAUUUUAAGUUCCUAGUUUUACUGGAUGGAGCAAUACAUUUUGUAAUCUCGAGUGCAAAGUAUGAUUUUUUAUAUGAAGACCCCCACGGAUGUGUAUUUAUUAAAUAAAUUUAUAUUUUAAUCUUU
This is a messenger RNA of Bemisia tabaci, 2199 nucleotides long. It is a transcript of the gene zyd, whose product is annotated as sodium/potassium/calcium exchanger zydeco. Gene Ontology annotation, biological process: calcium ion transmembrane transport; intracellular calcium ion homeostasis. Lineage: Eukaryota; Metazoa; Arthropoda; Insecta; Hemiptera; Aleyrodidae. The record is from RefSeq and is a predicted model, not a curated record. Gene Ontology annotation, cellular component: plasma membrane. Gene Ontology annotation, molecular function: calcium channel activity; calcium, potassium:sodium antiporter activity.